This is a messenger RNA of Oncorhynchus keta (chum salmon), 2034 nucleotides long. RefSeq names its product mediator of DNA damage checkpoint protein 1-like. NCBI's taxonomy places the organism in Eukaryota, Metazoa, Chordata, Actinopteri, Salmoniformes, Salmonidae. The coding region runs from base 400 to 2034 and encodes 544 amino acids. The transcript is spliced from 4 exons. The record is from RefSeq and is a predicted model, not a curated record.
CUGUACGUUAUGAAAUGACAGAUCAAGAUGCAACUUUUCUCCAAUACUAUAGAGCCAUUACCAUGUCGAUCAACGCAUGAAUAGAAACCUAGUUCACACCCCGGAUUUUGACUUAGUUUUCUUUCGAGCCUCGUUUGAAUGUCGCUGUUGCAACAAGUUUGUACGGAAUGGGGGGCAGCCAUGACAGGAAGGUUGAUGCUUGGUAUUGUUGCGUCACAAUACAAAAUGCCUGUGAUGACGUAAUGAUCAAACACCAAGCUGCCACUGGUGAAAUGACGGAUCAUUAGCUGAUUGAACUGCAAGGUGAACGAACGAGUUUAAUUGUUCUGAAAGCCACUUCCUAUUCCAAGUAUUCAAGACUAGAAGGAACAUUCUGAUUAGAAUCCUGCAGACCAGUGAAUGAUGAAUAGGAGGCCCAACCUGAAUGGGUCUGGAGGACCAAGGUCCAUCGGUGUUCCACUGCUCUGUCCUUCUAACAGAGUGCUGCUGGAGAGAGAAGAGGUCAGCCAGGCCCCAGUGAUGGCCUCCUCUUUCAGGCCCUCAGCGUUCCCCUCCCUGCAUGUUGUACCUCGUGCUCCCAAUCCUGAUGAAAUCAGGCCCAAGAGGCCCACAGCUGCCCACAGAGAGAGGAGAGACCUCCAGUCCCUGGUUCCUGUCCAGGCUGGAUGUCGUGAGUCUCCCGGUUGGUUUAACAGCAGCAGCUCCCAGCUACCUGCCAAAACCAACAGACGCAGGCGCAACAAGGACCUUUCCUUCACUGAGGUUCUGAAGAACUACAAGCUUCUGCCUGAUUCCCGGCCCAGCAGCCCAGAGUGCCUGUACCAGCCUGAGACAAUGAUACCUAGAAUCCCUGUCAGCAUCACGAGACCUGAUGUGAGGCCUAGCAACCCUCGGCAACCAACUAGAAAGCCUGUUAGACCAGUCGGCCUGGUCCAGCAUGAUGUUCAGCCUUCCAGACCUGAGGGGAGGCCUAGCAACCCUCAGCAACCCACUAGACGGCCUGUUAGACCAGUCGGCCUGGUCCAGCCUGAUGUACAGCCUUCCAGACCUGAGGGGAGGCCUGGCAACCCUCAGCAACCCACUAGACGGCCUGUUAGACCAGUCGGCCUGGUCCAGCAUGAUGUUCAGCCUUCCAGACCUGAGGGGAGGCCUAGCAACCCUCUGGGCCCCACUAGACGGCCUGUUAGACCAGUCGGCCUGGUCCAGCAUGAUGUUCAGCCUUCCAGACCUGAGGGAAGGCCUAGCAACCCUCGGAACACCACUAGGAGAAAAGUUAAGCCCAGUAAUCCUGUGUGUCCCGUUAUACUCGAGUCCCAACCUACCAGUCCUGUGAGCAUCACCACCAGCGCUGUGGACAUAGUCCAGCCUGAGUCCCGUUCUACCUGCCCUCUGACCCUGGAGGAGCCGGCCCUUUCAGAGUCAUGCAGCUUCAGCAACAAUGUGUUUGUUCUCUCCAUGCCGAAAGCUGCCCAGCCAGAGGAGGCUGCCAGAGGGAGCAGCAGCCCACCCAGGGACAUCAUCAGGCCUGAGGCCUUCGUCCAGACAGGACCCCUGCUGGCCAGGAGAGCCCAGAGGGAUGCUCCUCCUGCAAAGAAGGUCCCCAAACCCCCGGUGGCCCCCCGGCCCAAACUGCUGCCCUCCCUGGGCCAGGGCAACGUGUCCCUUGUCAGUGCCAACGCCUGGGAUGAAAGGACCAAGAAGAAGAGAAAGAAAGGAGUCAGAGUCCAGAGGUCUAGCCUGGGUCUGAGGCAUAUCCCCCGUGACGUAGAGCUGGCCAUGAUGAGACCCCGUCUGGUCAAGUCAGCCGUUCCCUCCCAGCAGCCCUACCAGCCGUGGGACGACGAGGACGAGGUGGACAUCUACGCCCUGAGACGAACAGCCUACAUGUGUCCCAUGUAUGACCAGGAGGAGAGCAGCGUCAGGGGCAACAAGAGGGUGGCAGUGGAGGCCCUGGACAACAUUCCUUUCAGAAGGAAGAUCACCUUGUGUUAUUUCAUGGGGGGUCGCAGGGUCAUGCUGCCAAAAGACUACUAA